AUGCUGUCGCCGACCCAGCUUGCGCUCCUGGUCCCCGUGGCCUCGUCAGCCGUGUGGUUUCUCUACCACUUUUUCCUCAUCCCGCGCAUCCACCGCCUCAAUGCGCUGCCAGGGCCGCCCCCGAAAAGCAUCAUUAGCGGCAACGCGAAGGACAUGGUGAAGUUUGCGUGGAGCGAAGAGGACCCGUACCCUGGCGUCUACGGCAAGUGGCUGCGCACGUAUGGGCCCGCGUACCAUCUUCGCUUGCUGCACUUCCACACGGUUGUCUUGGCCGACCCCGAUGCGCUCAAGCACGUGUUCGUCUCGCGCGCCGACAACUACAUACGCCACGCGACGCAGCGCGGACUCUACUGGUCCUUCACGGGCGGCGCGGGCGUCCUCACGACCGAAGGCGACGUCCACGCCGCCCAGCGCAAAAUGCUCAACCCGCACUUUGGCUACGUGAAUCUCAAGACGUUUGUCCGCAUCUUCAACACGCACGCCGCCGUGUUCGCGUCCCGUCUCGCGUCGCUCGCCGACGGCAACACCGUGCUCGACCUCCACGAGCGCAUGACCAAGUUGUCGUUCGAUAUCAUUGGCCUCGCGGCGUUCGGGUACGCGUUCAAGUCGCAGGAGAACGAGAGCGUCUCCAUCCUCGACGCCUUUGAGGCGCUCAAUAUGACGCCGACUUUCGCCUCGAUCUACGGACACGCGUACAUCCCGGGGUUCGAGCACCUUCCGCUGCCCUUUCUGCGCAAGCGCAAGGCGGCCAAGGCCGUCCUCGCACAAGUGGUCGACGACGUCAUUGCCCGCAAGCUCGCGGCGAGUGCCGAGAGCGCGAACAAGGACCUCCUCGACUUGGUGCUCGAGUCGGAUGAAAACAUGACGCCACACGAAGCCCGUGUGCACGUGCUCACGUUCCUCCUCGCAGGCCACGAGACAACGAGCACGUCACUGGCGUGGGUGCUGGCACUGCUGGCGCAGCAUCCGGCAGUGGCAGCGGCUGUCGCCGACGAGUGCCGCCGCGUCCUUGCGAAAGCCGGCGACGACGGUCUCUCGUGGGACGACCUCGGCGAGCUCAAGUACCUCAAGGCAGUCAUCAACGAGACGCAGCGGCUGCAGCCCACCGCCGGCAUCCUCACGCUGCACUGCGUUGCCGACGACCUCGUGCCCCGUGCGGACGCCGAGCCCUUCUUUCUCCCCGCGGGAUCGCGCAUCACUUUGCACAUUGGUGCGACGCACCGCAACCCGCAGUACUGGAGUCGCCCCGACGAGUUUCUCCCAGAACGCUUUCUCGAAGGCUCGGCGCUCUUUGCGGCCGACAAGGACCUGCAGCGCGGCCGCAGCAGCACGUACUUCUUCCUGCCCUUCAGCAACGGCCCCCGGAGCUGCAUUGGUAGUCGGUUCGCAAUCGCCGAAAUGCUCGUCGUACUUACACACGCGCUGGCGAGAUACGACUUUCGCCUUGACGUAUCUGCCAACACACACGCCAAGAUCGCGGGGCUGACGUACAAGCCCACGAAGCUCGCCAUGACGGUCGUGCCCCGCACUAACUAGUUGGCCUUGACGUUAAGAUAAGAUCUUGUCCUGGCUUGUGCACAGGAGACAAC
Messenger RNA from Saprolegnia diclina VS20, 1589 nucleotides. RefSeq lists its product as hypothetical. Gene Ontology annotation, molecular function: monooxygenase activity; heme binding; oxidoreductase activity, acting on paired donors, with incorporation or reduction of molecular oxygen. The coding region runs from base 1 to 1536 and encodes 511 amino acids. The transcript is spliced from 8 exons. Lineage: Eukaryota; Oomycota; Saprolegniomycetes; Saprolegniales; Saprolegniaceae. The record is from RefSeq and is a predicted model, not a curated record.